Messenger RNA from Gigantopelta aegis, 2718 nucleotides. Its product is annotated as spermatogenesis-associated protein 48-like. The record is from RefSeq and is a predicted model, not a curated record. The transcript is spliced from 9 exons. Lineage: Eukaryota; Metazoa; Mollusca; Gastropoda; Neomphalida; Peltospiridae. The coding region runs from base 866 to 2146 and encodes 426 amino acids.
UGGCUGGUGUUAGAGAUUGUAUGAUUUUAUAAAAUUUAAUACAGUAAAAAAAAAAAAAAAAAAAAAAAAAAAGAUUUGGGGAGGGGGAUAUUGUCCGUGCCCCCCCCCUCCUCGUUACGCCACUGUAUGUAGGACUUUGUUUUACAACGUUUAGCUUAAUUCUGGUUUAGUAGCGCGUUUAGGCCUGACGUGAAUUCUAGAGGGGUUAAGGGAAUGUUUCGUCAAAUAUAAUGUUGGAACCUUUGACGUUCUAACAUGCGAUUACUGCUUUCGACAAGUAAAAGUAACCAUGACAAAUGCCGAUAAAUACCAAUAUUUGAUACAUGUAAAGCAAAGCUAACAUAUACUUUGACGAAUAUAGCCUACUUCAAAACUUGUUCAUGCUCUAGAUCCAGGGAGGGAAAGUACCCCCCCCCCCCCCCCCAACACACACACACACACACACACACACACACGCAGCACGAUAUGUUUAAUUACAUAGUUUUUAGUUCCGCCGCCUGUGGUUGUUUUUAGAGAACUCAGUUAUUGUUGUUGUUGCUCCCUCGUCCCAACCUGAUGCGGGUCAUGUUAUCUAGUAAACAGGUAUCGGAAUGUUACAAGUACGGGGGAAGUGGGGCGAAUCCGAUUAGUAACGAAAUGUUCCGAUUCUGGCCGAUAUCCAAAUUCGGGAGUUCUCGCCCCGUAUCUCCUAACAACCGGUGUAGUUUACAUUUAUUCGGAAACAUGGCCGCCUCCAGUUGAAACGGGCACCUGUCGCUGCUUAGACUACAUACGCCAUAUUAUUAAAGAAUUAGUCCACAAAAUUACCGUUUAGUUUAUCAGUAGCGUUAGUUUUAGUUUGUAAAUAGCUUUUAAUUUGCUAACCAUGGAGGCUGUGGCUUCAAAGAACCAUGUACUUUCCGAUUCUAACUUGAAGAGCAGACCCGAAUUCCGGACAUAUCUGACGACGGACGCCAGCGCUGGCGGUGACGUCGUGACACAGAUAAAGGAGAAACGUCGACGUCGUCACCAGAACUUCCCUUGCCUUCGCGGCCGCGCCGAUGUCGAUUCUUUUCAAGAAAAGGUAAACGAGAACCCGUCUUUUAAGAAAUGGAACGACGAAGGGAACUACAGAGCCCCGGCCCCAUACAGAAGCUUUGACAACAUCGUGGAUCCUGUGUCGGGCUUUGUCAGUGUCGGAGGCGAUAUGGAUCGAAACACUGGCCACACGAUGAUGCGGUCGUUUGUUCUGCUCAGUGACACUCCGCAGUCGGCUGCUCCGAGAGAUCGUCAUUCGAACCGCACCAACGAGCCGGCGGCGCCCAUGGAACUGCGGAGAGCGACCACCACUGGUGGCCCGUCACAAUGGAACAGCAGGAAGGUUCCCGACGCUUCAAUUAGAGCAAAGUUGGGGGGUUGGACCAGUGACCAUGAUCCAAGAAAACCAGUCUCUCAACCUCUUGGCUUGAGGCGCUCUAAGUCAAUGUAUGCUGGCCCACAGUCUUCUGAACUGAGCAAGUCGAGCAAAGAUCUCCUGGCACUGAAGUAUAUGUACAGUUCGUCGACACAAAGAGGUUACGAAGAAGUGCAGUGGGACAACAUGCUGGGACCGAAGGUUUGGCCACCGGUCUCCACGCUGGAGGACAAGGCAGAUCCCGUGUCUCAGCGCUGGAACCUCAAGAGAUAUCACCCUGCGGCUCAGGAGUGGCAGGCGAUGGGCCGAGGUUGGGACUGGUUCCAGACACGACAUGGCUACUACGGAAAUAGGCCUGUUGUCUUCUGCAAUCCUCUUCCAAGAACCCCGCAUAUUCCUGGAUACAGUGGAUGUGUUGGAGCAGAAAAUUUGGAGGAGAUGGACAAUAUUCAGGAGGAAUUUACACCAUUUACAGUGAAGAGAGCGACAGUACCCAGACCAACCGACACAGCUCAUCGUCCCAACAUUCCAUGCUACACAGGAUGUUCUCUGUGGCAAGGGGCGUAUAACUCUAACAACAGCCACCACGCAGCAGAAGCUGUUCCAUCCACUGCCGAUGUUCACAGGACCCAUCCUGUCAGUCCAAAUGAAUCAUCGUUCAAACGAGGCUCUCGCAUGUCUAAGAUGGUCACCUUGGUUCCUCCGUGUAACCCGUUCAACUCAGUCGAGAAGGAGACCAUUGUCGUUAGCUGAAUAUCAUCAUGAUAGCGCCUACAUUUCCACUAAGGAAUAGCCACAAAACUAACGAGAAAAUUGUUGAGAAUAAUCCUCAAUUCUCAAAACUAUUAUUGGGGCUAAAAAGGUUCCAACAUUCAUUAACCCUUUGUAUCUGACAACUUCCAACCCCAAAUCUUGCUUUACACCCAGAAAUAAGGAAUUAUUUGAAGUGCAGCUUGCUUUUUGAAAUAUUUAAUUAUAUUUAUUAAUUUUAUUAAAUACAUUUAUAUUUAUAAAAGGUUUGCCAUGAACACCAGAAGGUUGUAAGUGAUACAUGUGUUCUGAAAAAGUAAAAACUGAUAUAUUAAUUACACCAAUACCAGGAAGAUUAAGAUACCUUGAUCCCACAUAUAUUCUUAUAUCUUUCAUCUGUUGCCAACAUGGCAUGACCUUGUGAUGAAGUGUUAAUACAGUAGACUACAUAUGUUGUGUCAUUUAUGACACUGGGAAGAUAUAGUGAUAUGUUUUGUGUAUAUUCCUUGACAAAAAGAAGGUCAAAGCUGUUGAUUUACCUGCUGUCAGUAUUAAAGCUUUUAGUAAGCUGUUAA